Molecule: messenger RNA, 1442 nt
Organism: Belonocnema kinseyi
Lineage: Eukaryota; Metazoa; Arthropoda; Insecta; Hymenoptera; Cynipidae
Product: ras-like protein 1
Exons: 5
Coding region: 292-873 (193 amino acids)
Biological process (GO): epidermal growth factor receptor signaling pathway; Ras protein signal transduction
Cellular component (GO): plasma membrane
Molecular function (GO): GTP binding; GDP binding; GTPase activity
Source: RefSeq, a predicted model, not a curated record
UAGAAAAAUCCAUGGAAAAAAGCUACGUUCAGUUCGACUCAAACACGGAACCGGAAACGUCCUCCUUUACCUUAGGCACUCAUUAUCGCGUGAGACCGGUGCCCUUUAACUUUUUUUUUUUUUUAAUUUGAAAUUUUUUAUUUGUGAUUGUAGUGGAAAGUUACAAGGUUUAAAUUAUUCAAACAAUUUUUGGUACUGGAGGAGGUGUUUUUAUGAAUUUUUGAGUGCAAGAAAGUGUUGAAAAAAGUGUCUUGUAUUUACUAAACACUAGUUUCAAAAGGCUAAAGAAAAAUGACAGAAUAUAAACUCGUUGUCGUAGGAGCUGGAGGUGUUGGAAAAUCAGCACUUACUAUCCAACUAAUCCAAAACCACUUUGUAGACGAAUACGAUCCCACUAUCGAAGACUCUUAUAGAAAACAAGUGGUCAUAGAUGGGGAAACCUGUCUGCUAGAUAUAUUAGACACAGCCGGUCAAGAAGAAUACAGUGCGAUGAGAGACCAGUACAUGCGGACAGGAGAAGGAUUUUUAUUAGUCUUUGCAGUUAAUUCUGUAAAAAGUUUUGAGGACAUAGGGACAUAUCGGGAACAAAUUAAGAGGGUAAAAGAUGCGGAAGAAGUGCCAAUGGUUUUGGUUGGCAACAAAUGCGAUUUGCAGAAUUCGUGGACAGUCAAUAUGGCCCAAGCUAGAGAAAUCGCUAGGCAAUGCGGCAUUCCUUUUGUGGAAACUUCAGCUAAAACGAGAAUGGGAGUAGAUGAUGCGUUUUACACACUCGUCAGGGAAAUACGAAAUGACAAGGAGCAUCGAGGAAAAGAAAGGAAACGGACAAGAGCAGGAAGCUCGGGUCGCAGAAGGCCAAAGUGUUGUAUCUUAUAAAACAUGCUUGCUUGACUAAUACUGUGCAAUUAAAGGCUCCUAAAGUAGAACUGAACGAGCGCUUGAGCACUAGAAAGGAGUGGGAGUGACGCGCAGAAAACGCGACAAAAGAAAGAACGGACUUUUGUCGCGUUUUGUACGCGUCAUCCCCACUCCUUCCUACUGCUCGAGCCCUCGUUCGCUUCUGCUUUUCGAGCCUUUAAUUCACAUAAUUCUCGUAAGUAUAAACGGAAAAUUUGUAUAUAUUUGAUAGCGUUUGACUAGAAAAUAAUUCGUGAAGGAAUCGUACAGCAAUUAAAUUUUAGUGAAAAAAUUGUGAGUAGAUUUUAUUUAGAAAUUAUAUUUUAAAAUUAUCAAUCGUUUGAUUUGUUAUUAACCCAUUCGAGGAAGCCUUUUUACAAAUCGUGAAAUUUUAUUUACGUCAGCUGACUUUCUGCAGAGAUUUAAAUGAUAAUACAAUUUUAGAACAAUGAUGCGAAUGGGUUAACUUGAUAACUAUUUUGUCUACGUGAAUAAUACGCAAUGUGAUAAUAAAAUAUGUUUGUCAACUAGGAUAUAAUGUUUCAGAG